Messenger RNA from Wasmannia auropunctata (little fire ant), 1961 nucleotides. RefSeq names its product lipase 3-like. The record is from RefSeq and is a predicted model, not a curated record. Gene Ontology annotation, molecular function: hydrolase activity, acting on ester bonds. Bases 332 to 1546 code for a protein of 404 amino acids. The transcript is spliced from 8 exons. Gene Ontology annotation, biological process: lipid metabolic process. Lineage: Eukaryota; Metazoa; Arthropoda; Insecta; Hymenoptera; Formicidae.
UUAAAAGACUGCUCGCGCUUCCUCGCGUCGUCUCGCGUUUUACUUCCGAUCUCUCAAAGUGUACACACGAUUUUGUUGUCUUACAUAUAAUUACGUUUUUAAUCACAAAGAAAACGUACAUUAAUUCAUGAAUUAUUUAGUCUUGAUAAUGCGUAAAGUUUCUUUUAAUUGAUCGAUAUAACUCUGUAAUAGUGCUGUAUACAUCAUUAGUGCAUAAUGUGUUUAAAUCUCCAUUUAAAAUUACGAUAACGCGGGAAGCUGUGUAAAGUAAACCAUAUAUUAUAAUACGUGGUGCAUAUCAUUUUGUAAAAGUGACUGUUAUAUUGAGAAAAUGCUCACUCACUGGUGUUUUAUCUCGCUGCUAUAUUAUGGAUGUGUCAUUCAAAUAAACGGUCUAUUUCGCACACGCGGAUUGUUCCCUCCGACAACCGAUUCCAAUUUAUUGGUCGAAGAUAGAGUAAGACAGAGUGGCUAUCCCUUUGAACUUCACCAUGUAACAACUGAUGACGGGUACAUAUUAGCCGUUCAUCGAAUACCUAAUCGUUCGAAUAAAACCGUUGAGAAUCAUCGAGUGGUGUUGAUCAUGCACGGAUUGUUGGGAUGUUCAAUGGAUUGGCUGGUAACGGGUCGGAAUCGAUCAAUCGCUUAUCUUCUGGCUGACGACGGCUAUGACGUGUGGCUCGGCAACUCCCGCGGGACCACGAAUUCAAAAAACCACACGUAUCUUUCCAUACAAAGCGCUGAAUUCUGGGACUUCAGCUGGCACGAGAUGGGUAUGCACGAUUUGCCGGCUAUGAUAGACUACAUACUGUAUCAAACCGGCCAAGAGCAGCUGUUCUAUGUAGGCUUCUCUCAAGGCACAACGCAAUUUUGGGUUCUUAUGUCCCUCAAGCCGGAGUACAAUAAAAAAAUCAAGCUUAUGUCCGCAUUAGCCCCCGUGGCUUACGGCGGUGGCAUGGGCGGUAUACUAAAACCUCUGAGCUUCUUCGCGGAUUUUUUUAAGGGACUUUUCAAGUUCACUGGAUAUUUCGAACUGUUAGCGAAUACGGAAAUGGAGAAAUUCGUAACGCAUACCUUCUGUCAGGAAGACUAUAUCACUCAACCCUUUUGCCAACUGAUUGUAAACAUGGUCGGAGGUUUCAGCAUCGGAGAAGUGGAUUACGCGCACUUGGCGGACUAUCUGCAGUUCGCGCCGGCGGGAUGCUCGUAUAAGCAAUUGGUUCACUACGCGUUGGGUAUUCAGAAUCCAGGACAUUUUCGGCCUUUCGAUUACGGCCCGUUAAAAAAUCUUAUAACAUACAAGCGAUUCGUGCCGCCGGAGUAUCCCCUGGAAAGGAUCACGGCCUCGGUGAUCCUGUAUAACGGCCUGAACGACGUCUUGGCCGAUCUGAAUGACGUUGAGCUAUUGUACAGAAAACUGCCGAAUAUUUUGGAGAAAUACACGGUGACGCUAAAGGGACUGAGUCACUUCGAUUUCGUGUACGGUCUGCACAUACGAGAUCUCGUCUACGAUCAUCUUAUUAAAAGGAUGAAUUCCAUAUCGUAAAGGUAAAACGCAGGACUCGCGAACAUCGUUUACGACGAUUUAUUGUGAACGGUUUGGAUUAAGCAUUUGCUGCUCGUGUAUUCUGGAUACCUCAUUAACUUGACCGAAUGUCAAGUCUAACGGAGCCUUUCUAAUUCUAACGUGAAUGGGAAUUGCUUCAGGGAAGACACGAGGACCACUUCGAUUAUAGUUUUGCAUCAACUUUAUUUCACGUUCGUCUUUCUCGUAAUCGUAUAAAUUUUGAUUACGCCUUUGUCUUUUUUCUUUUUUUCUUUUUUUUUAGAAAAGAAAGAUACGACUUUUGUACAUUAGAGCGAGUAAUAUUAGCCGAGUCUAUAACACAUAGUCAUAAGUAUUACUAUUUAUUGUGUAGCGUUGCGACUUUUUUUUGUACACUAUCUAAGAGAAGGAGAUU